Molecule: messenger RNA, 567 nt
Organism: Parnassius apollo (apollo)
Lineage: Eukaryota; Metazoa; Arthropoda; Insecta; Lepidoptera; Papilionidae
Source: the annotation of a GenBank genome assembly
AUGUCACGUGUGCAAAAUGCAACGGGGCAAUUCGAUGAAAAAGAAAGCAUUUCCGGCGUGCAGCAGUUGAAAUCGUCCGUGCAGAAGGGGAUACGCUCACGCCUACUGGAGCUGUACCCUCACCUGGAGAACUACAUAGAUCAGAUCCUGCCUAAAAAGGACACCUUCAGGAUUGUUAAAUGCCAUGAUCACGUUGAAAUAAUGGUGAACAGUGCCGGUGAACUGCUCUUCUUUCGUCACCGCGAGGGACCAUGGAUGCCCACUUUGAAGCUAUUGCACAAGUAUCCAUUCUUCCUGCCGAUGCAACAAGUAGACAAGGGUGCGAUACGUUUUGUCCUGAGCGGUGCCAAUAUUAUGUGUCCCGGGCUCACGUCCCCUGGAGCCCGCAUGUCCACGGUGGAUAAGGGCCAAGUGGUCGCCGUUAUGGCUGAGGGGAAGGAACACGCGCUGGCUGUGGGCAUGACCUCACUGUCUACGGAUGAUAUAGCCAGAGUGAACAAGGGCGUCGGAAUAGAGAACUUCCAUUAUCUGAACGACGGCCUCUGGCAGAUGAAGCCCGUGAAAUAG